This is a messenger RNA of Camelina sativa (false flax), 1749 nucleotides long. The record is from RefSeq and is a predicted model, not a curated record. Lineage: Eukaryota; Viridiplantae; Streptophyta; Magnoliopsida; Brassicales; Brassicaceae.
CUUAAAAAGGCGCUUAGCUUAAACCCUUAAACCUGUGACUGCGCCGCGUUCUCUUCGUUCUUCAUCCUCCCAAUCUCUCUCUAUAGCCUUCCGUUCUCUCAAAACGUAAGAUUUGCUACUAAAGGUACUUCCUUUCCAGCUCUUGUGUCGAUUUCAAGUUUCCAUCGUCUUCGGAGGAUUUGAGUGUAGGCACGAUUAAACCUAAAUUCUCCCCUUUGUUUUGUGUUUGUGACAAAAUUAAUCACUGGGUUGCCUAGAAACCCUACUUUUAGUGUCUGUGGUUUCAUCUAUUAACAGGUAUCGAUGGCUAUUGAUGGGAGUUUCAACCUUAAACUUGCCUUGGAGACUUUUUCUGAACGUUGCCCCAAGGUGGAAGCUUUUCCAUUUUUCAGUUGGGUUCUCAGCAAGGGAGGAGAAGUGGUGGAUAACGAAAAGGUGAUUCAUGCUUUGUCGGAUGUGUUUCUUCACCCGGAGUGUACAAUUCCGUUGGUUCAUUGCUUCCUUCCUAUUAUAAGAAGGGUUGUAGAUAGAGUGGUGGGAAAUCUUCAUCUAGUGGGUGAUCUAAAGUCAAGCACUGACUACUCAGACGAUGUGUCAUCAGUUUUGGAUAAUGCCAUGAAGGGAGGUAUGAGUGUGAUUGAUUUUUAUGAUCGGCGUGGACAAAGGUUGGAGCUUCAUGAGUGUGCUUGCUUGGCCUUCAGUCGUGCACUUCAUUUGAAUUCGUCUUUGCUAGGGUCUAUUCUAAAUUAUUUUAAGGAAGCUCCACCACCAUACCAGCGAAUUCUUGUGAAAGAAACAAUUUAUCAGUUGCACAUGGAGGCUACAGCGGCGUACUUGCUUUGUCUUCGUGUAUCAUAUCGUUUUCUCGUCAUUAGACCUGAUAUUUUCUCUAAGUUGUGGGAUUGGUCUUGUUACUUGGACUCCAUGAAAAGGCUCUCAGAAUGUCCUAGACAAAAAAGGCAUUUCUCGGAAAAGCAUCGAGACGCUGUGUGGUGUGGGAUUCAAAUUCUUUCUGUUGUUUUAAGAUGCAGUGACAGAGUAGCUGGAUGUUUUGGUUUUGAAGUGGAAGAAGCACUUUCGUGCUUGCUACGCUGGGAAGAAUUUUGUCAGGAUAUAGAAAUAGAAAAGGCUGGAUUAUACAUUCAGUUGCCUACAUACACAGCUGUGAAGUCUUUGCAACAAUUUAACACACUUGUACCUGGGAUUCACAAGCGACAAUCAGCAGGUUUAGAAACAAAUGAGCCAUUGAUGAAGAUUCGGAGGCUGGACACCUGGGAUGUCAAAUCUUUCUCUGAACCAUUUGAAAUCCACUCUAGGGUGGAGAAAUCUUUUGAAAUGGUCUCAUUGGCUGUUAGUCAAAAGCGACCUGUUCUUCUGUAUGGUCCCUCGGGAUCUGGAAAGUCUGCCCUCAUUAGGAAGUUGGCUGAUGAAAGUGGUACCCAUGUUGUGUUUAUCCACAUGGAUGAUCAACUUGAUGGGAAAACGUUGGUUGGCACUUAUGUCUGUACCGAUCAACCUGGCGAAUUCAAAUGGCAGCCUGGCUCACUUACCCAGGCGAUUAUGAAUGGUUUCUGGGUGGUUCUUGAAGACAUAGACAAAGCUCCAUCAGAUGUUCCCCUCGUCUUGUCACCUUUGCUGGGAGGGUCUGGCUCAUUCUUGACCAGUCAAGGCGAGGUAAACACUCUUUUUGCUGCUCCAUUUCUUAUCCUAUAUGGGGANGGUUUAAAGUGUUACCCGAGAAUACUAUGA